AAGGGGGCCGUGCCGCCGCCGCCGGCGUUGCUUGAAGAGGAGCGCGUGCUCUCUCGACGAUCGCAACGCGUGCAGCUACCUUGGCGGUGUGCACGUGCGUGGCCAGCGUGCGUGCGUGCCCGUGUCUCUGUGUGUACACAGUGUGUAUAGUGCAGGAAACCCCGACGAUGGAAUAUCGGUGAGGUCACGAGGUCACCGCAGAAUGCCUGAGCCGAGGGCGAAGCGCUGUAAACACUGUGACGAGUCUGGCCACAGGUUGGACAGCGGCUCCCCGUUCUGGAGGAUUCAGCUCGACCAGGAUCUUCUGGACACCAUCAGCGCUAUCUACCCGGAGUGGUUUAAGGACUAUACUAACACCCGAGCCUCGACCUCCUCUUCGUCGAGCACUUCCGGCGGUCAAUCGAACGCCGAGGGCACCGUCGCCGCCGACUCCAGCACCGUCCUUGAGCACAAGGUCGCCAAAGGUGAUUCCAAGUCGAAGUCCAAGGCGAAGAAGGCGGACAGCCUCAAGGACAAGGAGAGGGACAGGAAGGAAGCCAGGCGCGAAUCCAAAGACGAGAGGGACGCUGGAAACGGUAAGAAAGGCACGAAGCCCUCGCCGCAGCAGGAUAAAGCGGCGGACGUGGCAGGAAGGAAGACCGCGGGUGUUCCAGGAUCAGCCGCGGCGGAGAUGGCCGAGGGUAAUCAGUCGCCGCCGAAGGCGGAGGUCGACGACUCGCCGCUUCAACACGCCAUGGAUCGCAACAAGGAAUCGUUGAAGGUGAAGCUUAUGCUGAGGCGACCCAUCAAUCAGCUGGUUGCGCAAGGCAUCAUGCCACCGUUGAAGACGCCGCCAGCGUUCCACGAGCAACGGAAGCAGCUGGAACGGGCGAAAACCGGCGAUCUGUUGAAGGCGAAGAUCCAGCAGAGACCGGGCCGGGAGGAGCUGGUCAGGCAGCAUAUCCUCGAGGAUGUGGGUCACGUGGACCCGAGCCUGGCCGAGAGGCAGCGCAUGCUGAAGAAGGCCAGGCUAGCCGACCAGCUCAACGAUCAGCUCAGUCAUCGACCUGGGCCUCUCGAGCUCAUCCAGAAGAAUAUUCUCCACACGGAGGAGCCCAUCGAAAGGGCGGUCAAAGAGGGCCACAUUCCCUUCAAGGCCACCUGCGAGGGCCAAGUAACGAAACCCCAGCACCCCGACCACUACAUCACCUUCGAGGAUGACUCCCAGAGUUCCGAAGGUGCGCCCUCGCCGCAGCUGGAGUCCCGAUCGGACGUUCUGGAGACAGCGGCUGCCUCAGCGGGAAUCGUUACCGUGUCCCUUAGUAUUCCGACGACCGGCGGCGCCGUGGUCGUCUCGUCCACGUCGCCGGUCUUCCAGCAAGCCGCGAACGAACCGACGAUACAAACGUUCGCGGAGCUCUGCAACACCGUCGUCGGCUCGCAGCAGCAACAGCAGCAUCACCAGCAGCAGUCCCAGCAGCAGGUUCAACACAGUCAGCAACAUGCCUCCACGCAGGCGAGUCAGACGAACGGUCCAUCGACGACCCUCCUUCCACUGGCGCCGGCGCCGAGUCCGAUGUCCUUGGGUUCGACGACGUCCAGCCUGAGUCCCCUUUCCAAUAUCUCGAUAGCGUCGCCCCCGGCACCACCGCCGGCCGCCAUCACCCCGAGACCGCAACCCAGCCCGAUAGCCGCGUCCACGUGUCAGAGAAGCGACGCGCCGGGCAAGGAUAAGAACAGGAAGAAGUCCAAGACCAAGAGCCAACCCAAAACGCGCACCAUCAAGUUUCACGAGUACAAGGGCCCGCCAAACGCGCAGAAGACGUCGGUGUCGUCGACGACUUCCGGCCUCGGCUCGGCACCGCCCGGCGAGACCAGCUACGAGCUGCUCCUCCAACAGCAGCAGCUCUUCCUUCAGUGGCAGCUCGAAUGGCAGCACAAGUAUCCUCAGAUCAUUCUCCCAGCGGCACAGAAGCCAUUGUCGCUUACCAGCAGUGCCGCCAGCGACGCCGGAAGUAUCAGCGGAAGCAGCGCGAACGCGCCGAGCCCUGCACCAUCGAAUUCCUCGAACAACCCCUCGGAGCAACCUCCGUUGAGGCCUUUGGGCAAGCUGGAGGAGAUGAAAGUAAGCGAUCUCAAAGUGGAACUGAAACGUCGAAACUUACCGGUGUCUGGCUCCAAGCCACAGCUGAUCGAGAGAUUAAAGCCGUUCACGGAAUUGUCUAGCGGGAACUCGAUGUCUAGCUCGAAUGGACCUCACGUGACACACAUGGGCCACAUAUUGAUGGACACACCGGGUCCGGUGACAUCCGACGAGUCGAGCUCGCAUGCCAAAAGCCCGGGAUCCGCCAUUAAGGACGAACCCAACAGUCCUCGAAUGGAUUCACCUCAUGGCAGCGAACACGACGAUCCAUCGAGCCCGCCAGGGGACGACAUCAUCAAAGAGCAAAGAAAACGGAUAGAGGAGCUGCAGCGUGAACUGUACAAGUCCCAGCAACAGCUGCAGCAGAUCCGCCAGACUCAGCCGACCACCGUUCACGCCGAGAAACUGGUGCUCCAGCAACACAUACAGAACAAGAUGCAACAACAGCAGCUGGCGCUGCACCUGCAACAGCUGCAACACUUGCAACAGCAACAGCAGCAGCACCAGCAGCAGCAGCAGCAGCAGAGCCAACAACAGUCCCAGCAGCAGACGCAGCAACAACACGCCGCGUUCCAGCAGCUGAACGCAAAGGCCAGCCUCGCCGCGUUCCUGCAGGCGCAGCCGAACAACGCCACCGCCAUUCUCGAUUCCUCGACUCUGACGGCGAUCAACAACAAGAAGAAUCAGGCCAAGAACAGCGCCACCGUUCAGAUACCCACGGCGAUCGUUCUGAACCUGGCCAAGCCCGCGAAGCUGAACGGUUCGUUGCUCGGCGCUCUGGUGGCGCAGGCGCAGGCCCAGCAGCAGCAACACCAACACCAACAGCACCAUCAGCAGCAGACGGCCGCGUCCGAGGAGGGCAAGCCACCGCCCCCUCAGUACGACGAAGCUGCAAAACUCCUCAAAGUGAAAAUGGAGCCGGUUCAGAAGAACCACAUCAAGAGUCAAGUCGUGGACGACGUGUUGGAGAUCCUGAUAAAGAAUGGCGAGCUACCUCCGAGCGCCGCACAGGAUCCAGCCACCCCCACGACCCCUAACAGACAGCUCCAGCAGAACCUGGUGUUCACCGCGCCGGCGGACAGCCAGACUCACUCGUUGGUGUUCACCGCGGCUAGUCCGAUCAGUCCGAUCAGUCCGAUAGCGAUGGAAGUUUCACAAAGCGAUUGCGUGAGUUCACCGGCACCGGCACCGCCGCCGCCGCCGCCUCCAUUGCCUUUGGCGACGUUCUCCAUUCAGUUACCCUCCGCGUUGCAACAGUUGCAGCAGCAAGAGGAGAUGUCGUCGUUUGGCACGGACUUGCUGACCUCGGAGGCAGAGCUGGACACGGCGAUGCUCCUCAGUCCGCAGUCGGGCCAGCAAUCCUCGCCCGAUCCUCAGCCGCCGCAAGAAGUCACCUCGUCGGACAACGCCAACUUGGACCUCAAGGAACUGGGCUUGGAUCUGGAGACCCUGGACACCAUGGACUUCGGGCAACUGGAUUGCGAUCUGGGCGUGAAGAUGGAAGCCCCUCAGGAGCUGAUGGACAUAGGAGACAUGCCCAUGGACAUGGACGACUCGGACUGGUUGGACUCUCUGAUGCCGCAGUCGCCGCCAACCGCUUCCACGACGAUGUCGAAUCACCAGCCGACACCGUCCAUGAGUUUGACAUCGGGAACGGACAUUUACGAUCCUCUUCUGGCCAGCAGCCCAGACCCGUUCGAUCUCUUCAACAUGGAGGACUCCGACUUCAAGAUGUCCUCCGAUCUCUCGCUGACCUGGGACAAGGUCGACUUCGCGACCUAGCCCGAGAUCUAUCCCUGGAGCUCGGCCUUGUGUACUUAACUGUCCAACGGGGAACGAGGGAGCUUUCGAUACACAGAGACCAACGACCCGACCACGGCUGAGCCACUGAAGUGCUACGCGUGUUGUGUGAAUUAGUCUGUGACUGUUUGGUGCAUUUUAGCGAAUCGUUUCGCGGCACGACGCACUUGGGCCGCGGAUACGUUUCGCGGUGGCGGAUUCCAACGGUGCCUCGCGUGGACGCCGAACGUACUUAAGCGCGGAAAAAAAGCUUUCGCGCCGCUUGGACGAACGGAACCGGAGGACUAUCGUGCGAAUUAGGAGUUAAAAAUAGCUGUACAAUUUUCACGGGCGAAAAUUUAUGGGUGAGUAAUUCGAUAACCGCGUCCGAGGGCGAUGCAAAAGAUCGCGAACGGAUCGGCAAGGACGAGAGAACGAAUCGCGAGACCGCGUAGCAAACGUUUCUAAGGGGUUUUUAUAGAGCAUAAAAAUUGUCUUCGGUCCGACACGAUCGAUAGACGGAACCAAUACACGCAACGGAAGGAUCACGCUUCCGGUUCGCGAGGAUCGAUCGCGAGGACGAGUCGCCGAGACCGGCGCGGUCGUCCCGCAACCCGGAAAACAAGACGACAACGACGAUGUCUUCAAAAUUCUCCAAAGAAAUCUCCUUGCGAGCGUUUUUAGCUAGUUUUUACUAUCCAGUCUACAGUCGUGUGUUGCUUGAGUUUUAAUAACUGCGAAUAGCGUGUGUGUUAAACAGGAAGUAACCGGGAAAGCUGCGUAUAUGUUUUUCUCGUAUGCUUCCCCCCUACACCCACCCAGCCACCCCUCCCUCCUGCUCCCUCCAAGUAAAUAAAAAAAAAAAAUAAAUCAACCAUAUUCAAUCGUAAUAAUAUAAUCGGAUAAUUAUUACAUUUACGGGAAUCUAAUAUAAAUGUAACGAUCGUAAAGGUUACGUAUGUAUGUAUAUAUGUAUACGUACAUAUACAUAUGCAUAUAUGUAAAAUACAGUAAUACACGCUGCGUUCGAAAGCCAAGGUGCGGUCUGUAAAAGGCGAGAAAAUGAUGGAGAGAAA
Colletes gigas is the source of this 4977-nucleotide messenger RNA. Its product is annotated as myocardin-related transcription factor B-like. The coding region runs from base 203 to 3904 and encodes 1233 amino acids. The record is from RefSeq and is a predicted model, not a curated record. The transcript has 14 exons. Lineage: Eukaryota; Metazoa; Arthropoda; Insecta; Hymenoptera; Colletidae.